This is a messenger RNA of Branchiostoma floridae (Florida lancelet), 1063 nucleotides long. RefSeq names its product macrophage mannose receptor 1-like. The transcript is spliced from 3 exons. Lineage: Eukaryota; Metazoa; Chordata; Leptocardii; Amphioxiformes; Branchiostomatidae. The record is from RefSeq and is a predicted model, not a curated record. Bases 15 to 521 code for a protein of 168 amino acids.
UCGCGACCGGCGUGAUGAAACGGAGCAAGAUUCUUGGAAAUACGAACCAAGACACGUCAACGACCAGGAAAACUUCCAGGAUUGGCUGCCGCCAGGUCGGAUACAAACUCCUCGCCGGAACCUGUAUCCGGCUUAACCUCCGAAAACUGUCCUACAAAACUGCAAGAAAGACCUGCAAGAAGGAUGGUGCGAGACUAGCCAUGCCUGAAACAGAAGAGCUGGACCUCGCUCUAAGGAACCUUGUCCAGAAGGAAGGCCACAACAUCAACUUUUGGAUUGGCUUGAGGAACAAGGGGGGCUUCUUUCUUCGUAAGAGACACUGGCUUUGGGAAGAUGGUUCCAAAUUGGGCCAUUACAAGGGAUGGAAUCUAGGAGAGCCUAAUGGCAAAAGGUGGGUUCAUUUGCCGGAAUUCAACUUGUGCGUUCGGUACUACUGGGCUGGUCGCACUGGUGAUCCCAUGUGGGAUGAUAGCAGCUGUACUCGCAAGCACGGUUUUAUCUGUCAAGCUUCUCUGGAAUGAACAAGAGUUACCAAAAAGGGCCAAAAUGGUAACAAACCACGUUGUAAAUCGUGUCCAAUAUGGGGAUUUUAUGUGUAUUUAUCUCACCAGUCUAAAAAGAACUUUUUACCAUUAUUUUUGCUCAAAUUUUUAAUUAAUUGAUCUGGUUACUUAAGUGAGUACUUGGGGGAGGGGCAGAAAAUAAUCUGCAUGUGUCCAUAUGUGCAUGUGACAUAAUUGGAAAAUGCAUUCUUCAACGGUGAUAAGACGUUUGAUGAGGUGUGGUAUUCCAUACAUUCCAUUUGUGUAACUUUUUAUCGAAAGGACUGCUAGAGUAUACCUUCCUGUAACUGAAUGUCAUAAUUAAAGUAAGACUGGUUUUUAUCUUAAACACCCCAACGUUAAGGAACCAGGAAAAAAUUCUUUGUAUGACUUUCUCAGCCAUACUCAUAGUAACUCUUAUUUACUUAGUGGGGACGAUAGAAAACAAGUCGGAGUGAGGUUGUAGCAGAAAAAAAAUGUGCAGCUUUUAAUAUGUGCUAAUUCUAAGAUAUCAUUUUAAU